AUGCGUUUCUCCUUCGCCGCUGUUGUUGCCGCCCUGGCUGCUGGUGUUGUCGCCAGCGACGCUGUCACUGAGACCGUCACCGCUUACACCACCUACUGCCCUGAGGCUACCUCCAUCGUCCACGGUGGUUCCACCUACAGCAUCUCUACCCCCGGCCACAUCACCAUGACUGGCUCCUUCACCGUUACCCGCCCUCUGAUCACCCAGACCGUGACCCAGUGCAACAAGUGCUCCUCCUCCACCCCUCUCCCCACCACCCCCGUGGUCUCCGCCAGCACCGCUCCCUCUUCUACCCCCUUGGUUCCCUCCGGUGCUGGUGCUACUGGUACUGCUGUCUCGACCCCUGCUGCCUCCCAGCCCGCCUUCAACGCUGGUGCUAUUAACGCUGCCACUGGUGCUGGUGCCGGUCUGGCUGCCGUGUUCGGUGCCGUCGCCCUCCUACUGUAA
Molecule: messenger RNA, 447 nt
Organism: Penicillium cataractarum
Lineage: Eukaryota; Fungi; Ascomycota; Eurotiomycetes; Eurotiales; Aspergillaceae
Product: putative GPI anchored protein
Exons: 3
Coding region: 1-447 (148 amino acids)
Source: RefSeq, a predicted model, not a curated record